Molecule: messenger RNA, 546 nt
Organism: Acanthosepion pharaonis
Lineage: Eukaryota; Metazoa; Mollusca; Cephalopoda; Sepiida; Sepiidae
Source: the annotation of a GenBank genome assembly
AUGUGCUUGAGCUUAUAUGGGGAAAUCUUUCCCGAAAACAACAAUCACCACUCUUUCUUUCUCUUCGGCAAUAACCGUAUUUUCUCCAAAUAUUCACUCAUCUGUUUGUACUCCUUAACUAGCAGCUUAUUUUCCUUAUUCCCUUGCAAACAACGGACGGUGAUUGCCAGUUUUCUCGUUAUCAUUUUCCAACAUCUCCAAUGCUUCCCUUGUUCUCUCUAUUUGACAUUCCAAUUUAUUCUCACGCACUCUCUUAAUGUUCCCCUUUCUUCCAUUUCACCUCCUUACAUCUACUCAACAGGCGUCCCGCCUUUCCACAAACCCAACGUAAAUUUUUAUUUUCUUCAUCUGAGAAUUCUCCUUCUACUUCUUAGAAUUCUUCUUCAUCUUCUAAGAAUUUCUCCUUCUGAGAAUUCUUUUAUUCUUCUGAGAAUACUUCUUUUUCUUCUUUUUCUUUUUCUUCUUCUUCUAAGAAUUCUUCUUCUGAGAAUUCUUCUUCUAAGAAUUCUUCUUCUUCUUCUUUUGAGAAUUCUUUUAUUCUUCUGA